AUGGCAACCGUCGCAGCCCUCCGCAAUCUGCCAGACGAGGUGCCUCCGCUGCUGCGGCCCACCAACCGCCGCAUGCGGCGGCGCCCCGGCCGGGUACAGCUUGCUGUGGAGGCCAGCUGCAUCUCUUUGGACCUGGCACCGGAACCGGACCUCUCAGCUUCGGCUGCUUCCGGACAAGAGGUCCUCGUCGUCGCCGCUCAAGGUGGUUAUACGGAACUCCGCAUGCCGGGUCAGGCGCCAGACGAAACACCUGGCGACAACGUGGCGACAGCGGUGGCGGCAGCUGGCCCCGCCGUGGGGUCUGUGGUUCCGGGUCUUAUUUCGGGUCCAGGGUUACGGCGACUGGAGACCCAUGUGUGGCAUGCCCGGCGUAUGGCUAUGGAGUCCAGGUGGGGUCAUCUGUUGGCAUCCCACGCCGCGGGUCGGGGCCGAGGGAGCCGCUCUCUGCUGGCUCAGCUGCGGUGCCGCCGCCGCCACGGAGGGCUGGGGGGAGGCAGGCUGGGGGCGGGUGUGUCGGGGGGCGUGCUGCUGCAUGACUCCAGCUAUCUGGGUUGUGUGGAGCUGAGGGGGCAUCAGCGGGUGCUGGCGGCUGUGCUGAGGAGGAUGAGUGACCCCUGCCACCUGGACUCCCUUCUGGACCGACCGGAGCUCAUCAGCGGCGCGGCCGAGUGGGCCUUGUUCCUGCAUCGCCCAGGAGCCUUCCCACACGGCCCGCUGGCCCCUGUAAGGGCCCUAUGGCUACAAGACAGACCCGUCACGACCACAACAACCACCGCCACCGUCGCCGAGGAACAGGGGUGCUCGGGCGGGGGGAAGAAAGCGGAAGAGGUAUCAGGGCGCCAUUUGGACAGUGACGGCAUUGAUCCGGAGGGAUGGGCUCGGCGGUGUGUGCUGUGGCUGUGGGUCCAUGCCGCAGCUUUUACAGACGUGUGGGAGGCAUUGCACCAGGCAACGGCAGAGUUGGAGCAGGUGGAACUUGCUGCGGAGGCAGCGGAGGCAGGAGGAGAGGAUGGGCAGGAGGACAUGGCGGCCCCUUCCGGCGGCGGCGGAGUGAGUAUCCGUUCUCGUUGCUCUGACCUUCGGCGGAUUGAUGUGGUGGGAGAGGCCGCCACCGCGGCACUUGCUAGAGUGCUGCUGCCCACACACACGCAUGUGGCUGCUGCGGGCGGCGCCAGCAGUGGAGGCGCUAUGCCCACGACUAUGCCCACGGUGGCAGCGGCGGUGGCGGGCUCAAGAUCUGCCGCCUCCGCUUACGGCGCCUGCCGCGGCACCAGCACAUCGCAUUACCCCUCUGGCGAGAUUGGCGAUUCCAUGCUGGGCGGGAGAGUGUGGUGGAGCUUCAAGGGUGACUGCCAGGGGCUCGACCCGGAGGGACCCAGCGGGGCGCCGGACGGCUCGGGUUGGCGACGGCAUUGGCGCUGGCCAGCGGGUGCCGUACUGGGUAUGACGGCAGCGGACCCGCGCCUGGCGGCACCGGUGCGUGUGGGAGGCAUUGCGAUGUACGCGGACGCGCUGGCGGAGGCGGCAGGGAGGGGUAUAUACAGCUCAACUGACGGCAAUGGCGGAGGCGAUGGCGGGUUGUGGUGGCUCCCGGAGGAGGAGCUCAAGGGACAGAUGUUGCAGUGGCCGGAGGCAGGUGACUGGACGGCGGGUGCAGCGGCGCUUUGGCGCACUGUCCCCGCCCCGCGACAGCCGCAGCUACAGCCAGAACCGAGCCCCGCCACCGCGGUCAACCAAUCUGCGGAUGCCCCUUCACCGCCGUUGCGGCCACCGCGGGGCCCAGCAGCUACAGCAGCCGUACUACCUCCCCUGGGCCCUAACCAGGUGUCUGCCGUACGGCGCACCGCACGCAAGCGCCUCCUGCAUGCCGGCUUUGGAAUCAGGCUGGCGGAUGCCCCUCCUCAUCCCCCUCAGCCAUCUCGUUUCAAUCCUUGUGCGUCAACAUCAUCACCAGGCGGGGUGGAGGUGGCAGGCGGCGCCGGCAUCAGUUUUCCUCUACUCGUGAUUCGCCGACCUGAGGGCAGAAGCUGGGGGACAUCGUCCCGGGCGUCUACUGUCGUGAGGCAGUCACGCUCGGCGCGGGCGCGGACAGCGGCGGGGCCCGGUGGCAGUGAUCUGACUGUGAGGGUGUGCGACACUGCACCCGCCACUUCGCUGCUGGAAAGCCCUGGCAGCGGCUGGUCCCUGGUUCUUCCUGCCCACUGGGUGAUGCCCGUGUGGAUGGCGUUGGCGUUUACCGGCGCGCGGCCGACGGGCCAGUCCGAAUGGCGGCAACUGGCGGCGCACUUCCGUACGCCCUGCUUUCCGUAUGACCAUCCUUACACGCCUGCCGGCGUGAGGCUCAAUCGUGGACUGGCAGCGGAGAUGGCGGCGACAGCAUCACAACGGCCACUGGGUCGGGCUCGCCGGCCCACAGACUUCGGGCCCCUUGCGAAUUGGAGCAGGCUGAGACAGCCGCCACUCCUCCCGGUACAACCAGUGCCCAGCGCCUUGCGCGGCGGUGCAGGGGGUGCUGGCAGGAGUGGCGGCGGACGGAGCGAAGGUGUCCUUCAGGGUGAAGAAGGGCCCAGGGUAGGGAGGUCCAGGCAGGUAACGGCAGUGGCGGGGGCAGCAGGGGCGGUGGAGGCUGUUACAGUUGGAGGAGGAGACGGAGGCGAAGUAGCGGCCGAUAUGGACGUGGAUGGGGAUGGGGAUAUGCAGGGCCGGGACGGUGGAGCUGCCACGUGGAGGAUAUCGGCUGACGGCAAUGGCGGUUGCGGUGGUACGGAAGCUGGGGGCGGGUUCACCCAGUGGGCACUGGCCCUUAACAAGAGGACCCUGCAGUGCUGCCUGCUGGGCAGUGGGAAGGGAGGGGGACAGCAGCCGGUGGCGGCAGCGGCGGCUGCGUCGAGUGGGUUAAAGGACCCCGAAACCGCAUUUCGGCACGUAGAGGAAUUGGAUCUAAAGCCGCCGCCGCCGCAGCAGCAGCGGCCGGUGCGGGGCCGCCAGCCCGCCAGCAAGGACUGUCUACACGGCUGGACGUUGCGGAAGGCGCUGCGGCUCGGACUGGUGAAGCAACCAACCCAGCCGCCUCCCCCGCUGCUGCCACCCCCGAUGCACCAACAACCAGCACUGGCACCGCCCGCUGCGGCGCCAACGCCCACCAUGCAGUGGCAGCGGCACCCUCACCAACCCCAGUAUGGCACGGUAGUGUAUGUGGCUCUGCGGGUGGAAGGACGGGGCCGAUGCGAGGCGGGUGCGGAAGUCCUUGGCCUGCAAACCACUGGCUAUGGCACCCCUGGCCAAGGCCGAGCAGCAGGAGGCCGUUUGGUGAGGACGGAUAUGGACAUGGACUCCGAGGUGGAUAUGGUGGAGGGUUCGGCGGGGGCUGCAGAACAGUACGUGCUGGCUGCGGCUGGGUCUGGGUCUCGAGCUGUGGCUGAGCAGAAGGUCCGGAGGGCAAUGGUGGUUCUCGGAUACGUGGUUUCCGCAUCACCCCGGGGCUCACCUACCUACCCAGGUGGACUUGCCCUGUGCGACGCGGUCGGCUUGGCAAGCCAGGGUGAAGGCGACGUCUUCCGUGUUAAAGCAUGUUCAGGUGCUGGGGGCGGGGACGGAACGGGGUUCAGGGGUGGCCCGGAAACACGCUUAUGCGCUUGGGUAGUGAUCCGGUUCCAGCGCGGGACCCUCAGCCUUUGUUGCUGGUACUUGCGGCCUGCAGUCAAGAAGUCUCUCCCAGGCGUGUCCCUCACACAAUUCAGGGGCCCUGACGCGCCUCACCCACAAUCCGGUUGCUCGGGUAAACUGAGGUACAUUGACGUUUCGGUAGCAGUGCUGUAUACGCGGUCGUAG
Messenger RNA from Volvox carteri f. nagariensis, 3831 nucleotides. RefSeq lists its product as uncharacterized. Gene Ontology annotation, cellular component: nucleolar ribonuclease P complex; ribonuclease MRP complex. Gene Ontology annotation, biological process: tRNA 5'-leader removal. The coding region runs from base 1 to 3831 and encodes 1276 amino acids. Lineage: Eukaryota; Viridiplantae; Chlorophyta; Chlorophyceae; Chlamydomonadales; Volvocaceae. The record is from RefSeq and is a predicted model, not a curated record. The transcript has 8 exons.